CAGCCCUUUUCUGCUAUCUGAAGCACCAAAUAACCUUGACGUAAACGUGAAAUAUAACGGCUUAUUUUGUAGCAGACUGCGCCGCCACGACGACGUGCCUUCCUUCGCCACUCUGUUUCCUGAGGACACACACACAUUUAUUGCACACCCUUUAAUCUGAUCUAGCCGGUAUGAGUCUAGCAACGAAGAAUAUCUUCAGUGCCCUUGACACCAGCAAGAAAGUCAAGAAGUCCAGCGGCAAGAGCAAGUCCAAGGACAGCGGUGAUAAGAAGAAGAAGUCCAGCGAGGCCAAGAAAGUUGUGGACACUGCGGAGCUUGAGAAGCAGCUAUUCUCUCAGCCUGUGGGGCUCGCCAGCUGGGCUGACGAUGAAGACGACGACUUCACCGUUCCUGUAGACGCCGGCUGGACACAAGCACCCCGGGGUAGCGCACAGGCCCCCGUCACCGCCAACGGCACACAAGAGGAGGACAGCCAGGAUGAGGGGGAGGCUGAGGAGGAUGAGGAAAUAGACCUGGAGGCCGAACUUGGGGUCGAGCUUGGGACUGGAGACGAUGGCGAGCACGAAGAUGCAGAGGAGGAGGCUUCAGAGCCUGCGCCGGCCCCAGCACGCCCAGCGGCCGCUCCGGCACCUAAGCCGUCCCAAGAGACGGAGAAGCAGCUCUCAAAGAAGGAGCUGAAGAAAAAGGAGCUGCAGGACCUAGACGCGGUCUUCGCGGAGCUAGGCAUUAACGUGGGCAAGGAGAACCAGGAGGGUGGCGCGAACGGGGAGAGCAAACGCAAGCGGAAGGACAAGAAGAAGGGCGGGGAAGCCGCGGAGGGCACCCAGCAGCAGCAGCAGCCUGCCAAGGAGGCCACGGAGGAGCCAAGCGAGGAGCCGAGCGAGGAGCCAGAGGAGUCGGGCGGACCCGUCGACCCUGCGGCGAUCAAGGCGAAGCUGGCUGCCAAGAAGAAGGCCGGUGACGCCAAGAAGAAGACGCCCAUGUCGGCGGCCGCGAUGGCGGAGGCGAAGCUCCGACAGGCGAAGGCUAAGAAGCAGAAGGACGUGAAGGCGUACAACCAGAUGCCCACGAGGUAACGGUGGGGCGCCAGCAGCGCUGCUCGUCUGCUGACCGGUAACGCAGGAUGCCAAUGCACGGCUGGGCGGAGGAGGAGCUGGAUGGGUUGCAGGCAGGCGCGCGCGGAGGAGCAGAUGAGCAGGGAGGUGCGCGCGAGGCACAUGGGGUGCUGCGCGCCUUGGUUUAGUUUGUUGCUGAGGGUCCGGCGGUGGUGCUGCUGCGCUGUGGUGAAGGAACAACUAGUAAGCUGCUGCGGGGUCGGAGCGAGGUUUGCACAUAAGAAACAUGUUGUUGCACAUAGCCAGCCGGCAAGCAGGAUGGUUGCCGUGCUUACCUCGCACACUGUCUGCACACACACACGCCGCGUGCACGUCCAAGAGUCACCCUUGUGAGGAUGAUGACGGUCAAAUCGCGCAUUUGCCUAAACCUUUUGACUUGGGGUGACCCAUGGGUCGGGUCUGCUAGAUCAGGGCUUUCUCUUCUCCGCAUGGCUGGGGCAUUAGGGCAGCAGUGCCUAAAGAGCGGCGCUCCUAGUCAUUACAAUAGUUCCUAGGAGGUGGGAAGGUACUGUGGGGAGAAGAGCAUUCUUUGUGGGUCGCCCAGGAGUGCCAUACAUAGCAUGGCCUCCUCGACCGUCCUGCAUGAUGUUAUUGGGGCAUGAACGCAGGCUGACUGCCUCACUGGGGUAGAGCUGUGUGCUGAGGCCUAGGUGGGCCGUUUAAUUGGGGAGGCAGCGCGCGUGCCAUGGCGGCUGGCAAGAAGAGGAGCCUGGGCCGAGGGAAGACGCAACUUGCCAGUACCGAUGCAUGGUAUUAGCAGAUGCCAGUAGCGGUGUUGCAAGAGGAUGUGUAGCUCUAGGGGGGCUAACUAUCGUGUUCAUGCAGCAAUCGAGUGCAUCGCGCGUCGUCUCUUUCCUUCUCAGUUCGCUCUUGUGGGCCCCAAGAGAAGUGGAGGCUAGGGAGGUUUGAAGCGACCGAUGGCCUGUGCUCGUGUCCGCGUAUAUAGCGGCCGGGCUGUUAUUGACCCUCAACGUCUUUGACUGGGCUGACUG
Molecule: messenger RNA, 2107 nt
Organism: Astrephomene gubernaculifera
Lineage: Eukaryota; Viridiplantae; Chlorophyta; Chlorophyceae; Chlamydomonadales; Astrephomenaceae
Source: the annotation of a GenBank genome assembly